GUAAGACAGUCCGAACCCACGCCGACGCUGUAUCGUACCGGCGGACCGCGCGCGUUUCAAUGUUAGCCAGCCGCACCGCAACCGCCGACGUUGAACGGUCGCUCUUCGUAUAAUACCGUUUCGCCGGACGCCUUCGAAUAACAAGGCUGUUAUUAUAGGAGUGUGAACGAAAAACGAUCGACGGCAGACGUCGUCGACCAACGAUAAUAAUUACCCAUAAUUAUUACGCGCAAAUAUCGUUCGCGGCCUUACGCGCAGUAUAAUAUUAAAUAACGAUAUUAUUAAUAAUAUAAUAUGUUGAUGUCGAGGCGUUGAGCUCGUCGUUACCGCGCGCGACAGAUAAAACGUAACGGGUGAAAUUAAUUUGUGCUGCUCACGUGAGCUCGUCAUCGUUGUUUAAUAAUUAUAAUAAUAAAAAUAUAAUAGUAUAAUUAUACUUUCGUGAAAAAAAUUAAACCUACCACGACGACAGUAAUUAUGUCGAGAAAUUCAUCAUUGGCUCCUACAGAAUACCUGUUCAAGAUUUUGGUCAUCGGCGAACUCGGCACUGGUAAAACUUCCAUAAUCAAACGUUACGUGCACAAAUUCUUCUCGCAACACUACCGUGCGACGAUCGGUGUAGAUUUUGCGUUGAAAUCGCUCGAAUGGGAUUCCAACACCGUCAUCCGGCUACAACUAUGGGACAUAGCCGGUCAGGAAAGAUUCGGGAACAUGACUCGGGUGUAUUAUAAAGACGCACUAGGCGCGUUCGUAGUGUUCGACGUCACGCGACCAGCCACGUUUGAAGCAGUGGCCAAGUGGAAACAAGACUUGGAUGCAAAGGUCUCGUUGGAAGACGGAUCGCCGAUACCGUGCGUCUUACUUGCAAAUAAAUGUGAUGAGACCAAAGAAGGUAUGGUGAAUAGUAUUGCCAAAAUGGAUGAAUUUUGCAAAGAAAACAUGUUCACCGCUUGGUACGAGACGUCAGCCAAAGAAAACGUUCACAUCGACGAUGCGGCAAAGACACUCGUGACUCAGAUUUUGAAAUACACUGCUCAAUAUAAACCGACAUACUUAAAAUCAAAGGGUCAAAUAACAUUAAACAACAUCCCUAACGAAACGCAGAAAGGUUGCUCCUGUUGAUUAAAAUGCAAUCAUUGUUUUAUAUUCGUUAAUAUUAUUAUAUACCACAGUACAAAUUGUUUUUUUCUCAAUAUAUUGUGUCAAUUAUUAUUAAUAUUAGUGCCUCAAUAAUAUUUUAAACUCUAGGCACCUAUUUCAAUAUUAUUUUGAAAGUAGUGAGCAAAUUAAAUACUAUAGAAAUUAUACAAUUGUUAGAGCAAAAUUUAAUAACUGAUUAAGCCAACAUUUUGUUUCGAGCUAACAAAAACUCUACAUCUUAAUACUACCAUAAAUGUUACAUAAAUACAGAAAUGUUUGCAUAGUAUUUAGACCUAAUAUUUUUUGAUGUGAUAUUAGGACAGGUAUGUACCUACGUAUAUUUCAUACUCAUACCUAGUAUUGUAAAUACCUAUAGUAAAAUUAAAGCAGAUUUUUAUUUCUUA
Molecule: messenger RNA, 1544 nt
Organism: Metopolophium dirhodum (rose-grain aphid)
Lineage: Eukaryota; Metazoa; Arthropoda; Insecta; Hemiptera; Aphididae
Product: ras-related protein Rab-38-like
Exons: 5
Coding region: 478-1122 (214 amino acids)
Biological process (GO): phagosome-lysosome fusion; endosome to lysosome transport
Cellular component (GO): Golgi apparatus; phagocytic vesicle; late endosome
Molecular function (GO): GTP binding; GTPase activity
Source: RefSeq, a predicted model, not a curated record